Athalia rosae (coleseed sawfly) is the source of this 3654-nucleotide messenger RNA. Its product is annotated as small G protein signaling modulator 3 homolog. Bases 621 to 3122 code for a protein of 833 amino acids. Gene Ontology annotation, molecular function: protein binding. The transcript is spliced from 16 exons. The record is from RefSeq and is a predicted model, not a curated record. Lineage: Eukaryota; Metazoa; Arthropoda; Insecta; Hymenoptera; Athaliidae.
GGAUGUGCCUACUAACACCGUGGACCAAUCGACGCCAUUCUUUUCCACCCGGCAUAAGUCGCCAGUUGCGCUCCACGUGUACGAGAUCAAAGCUACUAGAAACUCCCGGUAAUUUCUACGAGCAAACGUUUAUUUAACGUGAUUAGUAAAACCGGAAACUGUUGUUGUUAUAAAUGUAUUUCACGGAAAUAAUUUCCCGCGAUCGUUAUGGCAACGCCAUAGUGGAUUGCGUAAGCCUAUUCUCAUUGGCUGCUAAAGACCGCGAGUUUGUAUUGGAUUGAAACUGGACUUGUUCGAAACAGCGCAGAACGAAGGAAUCAUUCGAUAUCGACUACGAUGCGGAGGGACAAGCGAAGGAAACAUGCGUACGACGUCGUUCAUGAAAACUCCCGCCCACGCGCGAUCAAACUUCAAAGUAAUUUUUUUUUUUUUUUACCAAUCCAGGGUACACGGAAAGGCUGUUGUCUACGCUCGAAAUACAUACUGUCAAAUUGUGGAUUGUUAUCAAAGUGAAAGGCGACGUAUGCCACUCCGCGAUUGUUUUGGAAUUCAUUGUUUAUCGAGACAAGAAUUGACAGCUAAAUAGUGUGAUCUACGUGACACGUUAGCGAGUGUGUGAUAUGGAUAUCGCAAAAUCUCUGUUCAACGUACGCGAUCACGAGGGUUAUGUUGGUAAAGAUGAUUACAAUAAGAAAAAAUUGGAAGCUGGAAUAUCUGAUGACGAGUAUGAAAUUGAAAAUGAGGAUUUCGGUAAUGUAGCAGCUUUGUCACCUGCACCUGGGGGUUCUUUUUCUGCUUUGACACCAUCUAUGUGGCCCCAAGACAUACUGGCUAAGUUAAAUCAACCAGAAGACCCUAAUUCACAACCAGAAUAUAGGUUUGAUGAGUUUGGGUUUAGAGUCGAAGAAGAAGAUGGGCCAGAGCAGAAUUCUAAAAAACUUUUGGGUGUUCCUUUCGUUGAAGAUCCCCAGCAUAGAUUACAGUGGGUUGCUCAUUUAGAAUUCACGCAUAACAAAGAGAUAUCUGAGGUGUCUUGGCAAGAUGUUGAUCAACGGUUACCGCGUACAGAUAAGCUGCGUGAAAUGGUGCGCCAUGGUAUACCACAUUCUUUACGACCUCAGAUGUGGAUGCGCCUGUCAGGAGCCUUGCAGAAGAAGACCGCCUCAGAAAUUACGUACAAAGAUAUAGUUAAAGCCUCGAGCAAUGAUGCAUUAAUGACUAGUAAGCAAAUAGAAAAAGAUCUACUAAGGACCAUGCCAGCAAACGCCUGCUUUAGUCAUCUAAAUAGUACUGGCAUACCUCGUUUACGGAGAGUCAUGCGUGGACUUGCUUGGUUGUAUCCCGAUAUUGGAUAUUGUCAAGGCACAGGAAUGAUGGCAGCGUCAUUAUUAUUGUUGCUCGAAGAAGAGGAUGCCUUUUGGAUGAUGGCGACAAUAGUUGAAGAUUUAUUACCUGCUUCAUACUAUUCCUCCACUCUUCUAGGAAUACAAGCCGAUCAGCGAGUACUUAGGACUUUGAUAGUGAGUUUCCUUCCUGAUCUGGAUGUUGUUCUUGUUCAACAUGACAUAGAACUGAGUUUGAUCUCCUUGCACUGGUUUUUGACUUUGUUUGCAUCUGUUGUACACAUCAAAAUCCUUCUACGCAUAUGGGAUUUAUUUCUGUUUGACGGUUCUAUUGUCUUAUUUCAAACAACACUCGGAAUGUUGAAAAUCAAAGAAACUGAACUCAAGCAGUUAGAAAAUUCCGCUCAGAUAUUCAACGCCCUGUCCGAUAUACCAGGAGAUAUUGAUGAUGUCGAUCAACUGCUGGAGGUCUCUUUGAAUGUUGGAGGUUCUUUGACAGAUGUAAUUGUAGAAACUCACAGGCGUCGACACUUGGCAUACUUGAUGGCCAAUCAAGGAGGUCUAGUAGGGAACCCUGAUGCCGUGCCAAAUCUUCCUAAACAACACCUUAAUCGACGCCAUAUGAAAAGAAAUAAAUCCAUGCUACAUACGUUCUUAUUUGGUGAUGAUAGCGGUGAGGAUGAUACAAAAUGUAAAAAUAUACGUCAAACGGAAAUUCUAGUUGAUUUGCGCGAAGCUGUUCUACAGGUAGCUAGACACUUCAUUAAUGUUGAUCCCAAACUGAGUAACAUUACACUAGUUGCGGAUUAUAAUAUGGAAAGUCAUGCAAAGGAUCACGAUAAUUAUGUCAAUGUAUCUCGGACUCGUAAAAGAAGAGCUAAAGCAUUGCUAGAUUUUGAAAGACACGAUGACGAUGAGUUGGGUUUUAGAAAAAACGACAUUAUUACGAUUGUCAGCCAAAAAGACGAGCACUGCUGGGUUGGUGAACUAAAUGGUUUACGAGGUUGGUUUCCGGCUAAAUUUGUGGAAUUGUUGGAUGAGAGGAGUAAGCAAUAUACAUGUGCCGGUGACGAUGCAGUGAGCGAGGCAGUCACUGAUCUAGUAAGAGGUAGUUUAUGUCCUGCAGUAAAGGCCGUUUUGGAACACGGUAUGCGACGACCAUCUUUUUUGGGUGGACCUUGUCAUCCAUGGUUAUUUAUUGAAGAGGCAUCAAAUCGAGAAGUAGAGAAAGAUUUCAAUUCAGUAUACAGCAGAUUGGUACUCUGUAAAACUUACAGACUUGAUGAAGAUGGAAAAGUUCUGACACCUGAAGAAGUGAUUAUAUUAUUUCAAUAUUCAUUCAAAAAUUUACGAAGUGAAAACUUUUCUAACGUCUAUGAAUGCCAAGUGAAUUUCAUAUUAUACAUGACAUUCUCUAUAUUGCAGCUACUUUAUCGGUGUGUCCAGUCGGUAAAUUUGACACAUGAUAAUGCUCAUGCUCAGAUGGACGUUAAGUUGCGUUCUCUGAUUUGUCUGGGACUAAAUGAACAGGUAUUGCAUCUGUGGCUCGAAGUGUUGUGCUCAUGCGUUGAAGUUGUGCAAAAAUGGUAUCAGCCUUGGAGUUUCAUUAACAGCCCAGGAUGGGUGCAAAUCAAAUGCGAGCUGAGAAUAUUAAGUCAAUUCGCAUUCAACUUAAACCCUGACUGGGAGCUACCUCCAAAAAAAGAGCAGUCCCAGCCUCUGAAGGAUGGGGUCAGAGAUAUGCUUGUCAAACAUCACCUCUUUAGCUGGGAUUUAUAGUCGUUAGCUGAGAUUUUUUUUCUCGCUGAACCUACACUGCUUCAAUAAUAACUCUGGGGCAGUUGCAACACGUAGUUUCCCGCUCUAUGUAUUCUUUGUGAAAGGUAUGUAUGUUUGAACAAAAUAGUUUAUUUUUUAAAGCUGCUGGAGCGAUGCCUUGAAUAGAUACGGAGAUUUAUCAAUAGUGUAGGUAUAUGCGAAGUUAUUCCUAUUCACAAUACUAUUAUGUAAGCUAACAGAUUGUCUAAUAUGAAUAAUUGAAACUGACCAUUAGGCGUCAUUGCCAGAGCCGAAUUCAUAGAUCAAUAUUUGUUGUUGACGUGCAUUGAGGCACGAAUAUUGAAUGAUAGAUUAAUAAGCCGGUUAAUAUUUAUACUUGCAAAUGACACGUCACAAUUCGGGCGGUUGAUGAGAUUCUACCUAUGUUCAUGACAACUUUGCAGAAUUCACGUCGAAUUGUAAAAUAUGUAAAUAAGUAAUGUUAGAUGGAACGCCUAUUUAAGUUUAUUGAUAUUAUAAACAUAUUUAUUAA